UUGGUCAGUCAGGCACAAUCAGUUCGUCGGUGCCGGUGCAAUGAAUAGUGUUAGAUUGCUCUGGUCGCUGCUGGUGGUUUUGGGUAUUGCUGUGGCUCAUACCCAGGCUCAGCAAACCGAUCAGAAAGACUGGUGGGAAACGGUGGUCUUCUAUCAGAUCUAUCCAAGAUCAUUCUACGACACCAGAGGUGAAGGAAUCGGAACCGUGAAAGGAGUUACCGCUAAGCUGCAGUACUUGAAGGACACCGGUUUCGACGCUACUUGGCUUAGUCCGAUUUUCGCCUCUCCUCAGGAAGACUUCGGAUAUGAUGUUAGUGACUUCAUGUUGGUUGAUCCGCUGUUCGGCACGAACGAAGAUCUUGAGGAACUGUUCGCAGAAGCGAAAAAACUCGGUAUCAAAAUUGUCCUAGAUUUUGUUCCUAAUCAUUCUAGCAAUCAACAUGAAUGGUUCUUGAAAUCCGAACUAAGAGAAGAUCCCUACACGAAUUAUUAUGUCUGGCAUGACGGAUUAACCAAUGAGACUGGAGGCCGUCCCUUAGUGCCCAACAACUGGCAAUCCGUCUUCUAUGGCUCCGCAUGGGAAUGGAGCUCCACCCGGCAGCAGUAUUAUCUGCACCAAUUUGCCGUUGGGCAACCAGAUUUGAACUACCGCAAUGAAUUGGUAAUCGAAGAACUCGAUCGCAUACUUCUUUACUGGAUGAGCAAGGGUGCUUCCGGAUUUAGGAUCGAUGCAAUCAAUCACAUGUUCGAAGUCGCAGAUUUCCGAAACGAACCGCUCACAGGAAACACAGACCCUGAUAGCUACGGCUACACUCAUCACAUUUACACCAAAGAUCUACCAGAAACAUAUGAAGUGAUAGCGCACUGGCGACAGUUGAUUGAUGACUACGUUAAGGAGAACAACUUGGAGACGGUAAUCAUGAUGACGGAGGCAUACGCAAAUCUUACUAUGACAAUGCGGUACUACGAAUCGGAAGAUGGGACGCAACAGCGGGCGCACUUUCCCUUCAAUUUUGCAAUGAUCGAAGAUCUGAAUCAAGAUUCAACAGCAUCCUACUUCAAAUUUAUCGUCGACCGAUGGCUGGAGAAUAUGCCUCGCGGCAAAGUCACUAACUGGGUGUUGGGAAACCAUGAUAAACCUCGCAUUGCCAGUCGAUAUGGACGCGAACGUGUUGAGGGCAUGGCGUUGCUGUUGAUGACCCUACCUGGAGUUGCUGUCGUUUAUAAUGGGGAAGAAAUUGGCAUGGAAGAUUUCAGGGACAUGUCUUACGAGGACAGCCGAGAUCCGCAAGGGUGUAACCUGGGAGAAGAAGGUUACAAAUCGGCUUCUAGAGAUCCUCAGCGUACUCCUUUCCAAUGGGACGAUACUUACAAUGCUGGCUUUUCUAACGCCUCUAAAACAUGGCUUCCGGUGCAUCCCCUGUACAGACAAACCAACCUGCUGAAACAGCAGGAAGCUGAUUACAGCACCUAUAAAUUCUACAUUGACAUCCUGAAACUGCACAAAGAACGUGUUUUCACUCACGGUGAAUUUGCUUCGCGUGCGUUCAAUGAUAACGUAUUUGGUAUCUCUAGGUUCAUACGCGAGGACGAGGAUCGAUCGUUUGACCCGUACAGAGUGGUAGUGAUUAAUUUUGCCAGCAGCUCGUAUGAAAUCAAUGUAAAAGAACUUUACCGUUUCGCUGGCGAUAUGGCCACGGUGCAUCUCGUUGGCUCAGACUCACGCCACAGCGUGGACGAUUCCGUUAACACUACCAGCCUAAUGCUAGGACCAUACGAAUCCAUCGUACUCGGAAGCGCCAGCGCUGCGAUGGCUGUCAAAAUAUCUUUCCUGUUACUGGUCGUAGCUCUACUAAAAUCGAUUUUGCUGUAGUUAACUUACAAUUUCAUCACAAAUAUUAGCUCGUAGGUACAUUUAUAAUAUCGAGUUAGUUUAUCAAAAGAGUCAAAAGAGUAAGCCUUAUUUCAAAGGAAAAAAAUAUUUUGGAAUCAUGUUCCAAGGACACCGAAAACAUUGAAAGUUACACUCUGAAAACAAAACCAACAUUUUUUUAAAUAUCACUCAACAAUUCUAUGGAAUCGUAUUGAAGAAUAUUUUGUAGAACCAACGUUCAAUUAUUUUAGUUUUCGUCCAAAUGCAACUCUGCAUAUCCAUAUUUAUAAAUAUAGACAGCUGGAAUCUAUAGUAUAGUCAAUGUCUACAGAUUUAGUGGAGACCAGUUUGAUACCCAAAAAAGACAGUUAUUUGUGGUAAAUAUUCCUACAUGUGUCAGUGGUGCUUAAAUUCAUUAUAUUUUACGGAAAAAAAUGAUUAUAUAUUACGUAAAAAUAUAAUCAUUUUCGCUUUAUCGUUUCUACGUGAAAAAAUAUUUAUAUUUUAGGUAAAAAAAGUGAAUGUUGAUGAGUUAUUUCUCCAUGUAGGGUCGUUAAAAUGAUCAGAUUUCAUUGAUUUAACCACAGAUAAACAAAUGCAACGCUGUGAGAAUAUACUAGUGAUACUCAGAGAGAGAGAGAGAGAGGGGGAGAGAGACGAUAAAAAAUCCGCAAAUUUGGCAACUGGGUUCCAAAUGUCAAAGGUGACAGAUCUCUUCUCAAAGCGCAAUGUUAACUUUCUCGAUCGACUUGUAGAUUCGGUGGUAACGAUAGAAGUCCUGAGAAAUAACAAAGUGCACCGCGAUAUCCGUGAAGGAGGUAAAUUUUAUGUUAUGUUUAGUUUUAUAUACUUUUACCCAAUUGAUCAUUAUUUUGUUGACUAUACAAAAGGUUUGUGCACCUCCGGUUUAAAAACAUUGGAAUAAUGUAAUUUUGUAUCAUUCUUAAUUCACUGUUUAGCAAUAUA
Molecule: messenger RNA, 2839 nt
Organism: Wyeomyia smithii (pitcher-plant mosquito)
Lineage: Eukaryota; Metazoa; Arthropoda; Insecta; Diptera; Culicidae
Product: maltase 1-like
Exons: 3
Coding region: 41-1873 (610 amino acids)
Biological process (GO): carbohydrate metabolic process
Source: RefSeq, a predicted model, not a curated record